AUGGUGAUCGCGGCUAACGCGUUCAUAAUCUUCUUAGGAGGGUUUGAAACAACAUCCUCCACUCUGGCUUUCAUGUUCUUGGAGUUGGCAGCUCGACCAGACAUGCAACGCGCAUUGAGGGAAGAAAUCCGCGAGGUUGCCACUAAAAACGGAGGAAAGAUCACUUACGAUACCCUGCAGGAGCUGCGUUACAUGGAAAUGGUAAUACAAGAAACACUUCGUCUCUAUCCGCCGUUCCCAAGCAUUCAGCGCAUAUGCACCAAAGAUUACGUCAUUCCAGAGACAAAUAUCACAGUAGAGGAGGGCACCAUCGUUUUGUUCCCAACACUCGGCAUACAGAGAGAUGAACAGUACUUCGAAAAGGCGGACUCCUUCGACCCAGAACGAUGGUCUGAUGGCGCACCGCAACCUCCACCUGGUGUGUACAUGCCCUUCGGCGACGGACCCCGCUACUGUAUCGGUAAGCGUUUCGCCAUAAUCCAGAUGAAGUGUUGUCUCGCCACAUUACUCCCCCACGUGCAGUUCGGUCCCGCGCCGGGACGAGAAACCCGGACAGCUCCGUUCGAGGCAGACCCGCGGUCGCCCCUCACGCUACAUCCACUCGACUCUAGUGUCACUAUAA
Molecule: messenger RNA, 622 nt
Organism: Diatraea saccharalis (sugarcane borer)
Lineage: Eukaryota; Metazoa; Arthropoda; Insecta; Lepidoptera; Crambidae
Source: the annotation of a GenBank genome assembly